Molecule: messenger RNA, 6725 nt
Organism: Pecten maximus
Lineage: Eukaryota; Metazoa; Mollusca; Bivalvia; Pectinida; Pectinidae
Exons: 3
Coding region: 1-5889 (1962 amino acids)
Biological process (GO): DNA integration
Molecular function (GO): nucleic acid binding
Source: RefSeq, a predicted model, not a curated record
AUGUCUACCGCUGAGAAAACAUUAGAUGAGCAGCUUACCACAGCUGAUGAAAACCUGGACGAGGUUCCUACCCCAGAGAGACAGCGGAGAGUUAGGACCCUGACACCUAAAGCUGCAGAAAACUAUGGUAAACAGGUAGAGAAGUAUCAGACGCUUAUCAGAUCAACCUGGCAAGAUGUAUAUGGGUACAUAAACAAAAGAACUGGUUCUUUUGAGGAAACCUUAGACGCUCUCAAUGAGACUAAGAGGAAUGUAUGCCUGAUAUAUGGGAAAUAUAGAUUGGCAUGUAGAGAUUUCACCAGUUACCUACAUGCAAAUUACACAGAUGAAAGUAUUCGUCUCGUUUCGAUCCACACUCACGAAGAUGGCAAGUGUGAUGAAUUGGUUCAGAGCAUCCUAAAGCAGUUGGACUCUAAACAAGAAUUACUUGCAGAGAGGGUAUCACAGCAUUCAAGCAGUCACAGGUCUCACAGGUCUAAAUCUAGUCGUACAUCUAGUUCUAACUCCGAAGCAUUGCGAGUUAGAGCUAAAGCUGAGAAGGCCAAGGCGGCUAAAGAGUUCAUGAAGAAAGAAGCCAUGCUGCUUAAACAACAAGCUGUGUUGGCCGAACAGGAGGCAGUUUCCAAAGCUAAGUCACAAAGUCAUCGACAGGAAUUGGAAAUAGACUUGAAUAUUGUGAAGGAGGAGAGAGAAUGUGCAGAGGCUGAAACCGAAGCAGUUGUGUAUGAAGAGUUAAGCUCCCAGGGAGAUAGCAGUGAGUCUGAGAACUUUACCUUACCUAAACGAGUUGAAAGUGCUUAUGAGCGUACUAGGAGUUAUGUCAACACACAUCAAAGUGCUGAAAGCACUGAAGGCACUGAGAGCACUGAGUUGAUAGUGGAACCAACCAACAACCCAGUUACAGUCUCACUGCCUGUACCGGUAACUACGACCAAGGAUGAAGUUGUACCUUCAUUAGUAAACUUCCUCAUGCACAAGGAACUCGCAUCCUCAAGACUUAUGAAUUUCAACGACAAAUCCAAUUCAUACCUUAGCUGGAAAACUACAUUUCAGUCAGUCAUGAAAGAAGCCUCCAUUACACCAGGUGAAGAACUUGAUCUUCUUGUGAAAUGGCUGGGUCCUGUGUCAUCGACAUAUGCUUCAAGUAUAAGGAGUAGUAAUGGCAGCAAUCCAGCUCUCGGCAAGAAACUUUUAUGGGAACGCCUUGACGAAAGGUAUGGCAGUGCUGAAGCAGUAGAGGCAGCUUUACAAACAAAAUUAGAUAGUUUUCCUAAACUUAUUGACAAGACCAAGAUGUAUGAACUUGCAGAUGUUCUCACAGAAAUCGAAGUAUUGAAGGAUGAUCCUAAAUAUCACCAGAUCUUGUCGCAUUAUGACUCUCCAUUAGGUGUGAGGCCGGUAUUGACAAAACUGCCGACACGUGUACAAUCUAAGUGGACCGAUCGAGCCUUUUCAUACAAAAACACGAGACAUGUUGCCUUCCCUCCUUUCGUAUUUUUUGUAACCUUUAUAAAGGAAAUGGCCCGACUGAUGAAUGAUCCAAGUUUCGUGUUACAAAACGAAAAGUCGACCAGAGAAGAUUCCAGGAAUCCUGCGAGAACCAACGUCUACAGACCAAUCACAGUGAAGAAAACGGAAGUUAAUUCGGGAGAAAAGGAAGUUAAUGUCAAAUUCUGUGCAGUUCAUAACUCCACGACUCAUUCCCUCAAUGAGUGCAGAGAAUUCAGAAGGAAACCUUUGGCGGAGAGGAAACUUUUGUUGAAAGAACAUAAGAUCUGUUUCAAAUGUGGUGAGACUAACUCACACAUGGCUAAAGAAUGCAAGGCCAUCAUUAAAUGUAAGCAAUGUGGAAGCAAACAACACCCUACUGGUUUACAUCAAACUAAUGAGAGUGAGCGUAAGGAUUUUAGCCAUUCAGAAAUGAUUCCUCAUGGCGGGGAGCAAGUUCAAAGUGUAACAACGAAGUGUACUGCAGUAUGUGGACAAGGAAUCGGUGGCAGAUCCUGUGCUAAAACUUUACUGGUAAAUGUGUUUCCGGCUGAGCAACCAGAAAAGGCCAUUACAGUUUACGCAGUGAUAGACGACCAAAGUAAUAGGACACUGAUUAGUCCAGAGCUUCUUGACCAACUAGGAGUGCAGGGCGAGGAUUACUGCUACAUUAUUUCUUCAUGUACCGGAACUGCUCAAGCUUCUGGACGCAAGGCUGACGGAUUAGUCGUUAGUUCGAUUGAUGGAUUUUCGAGUCACUUACUACCGAGUACUAUAGAAUGUGAUGAUAUACCACAAGACAGAUCUGAGGCAGCUACUCCAGAGGUUGUUCUACAUCAUAGCCACUUAAAGGAACUGAAAGACCAUAUUCCUAAGUUCCGAUCGGAUUGUCACAUAGGGCUUCUGAUUGGAAGAGAUUUACCCGAGGCACAUCAAGUUCAAAGGCAGAUAGUAGGACCUAGACGAGCGCCAUUUGCACAGAAGUUGAGCUUAGGAUGGGUAGUUAUAGGGGAAGUUUGCUUAGGCAAAGUGCACCCUCCUAGUACUGUCAAGGUAAUGAAAACUGCUAUAAUCAACAGUAGGGGUUCUAUAUUCCAACCGUGUGACUUCAACCUGUAUACUAAAGAGAGUUCGGAGAACGACCACAUCUUUGUUAAAACGAAGGAUGAUGAGAAGGUCAGUCUGUCUGUUGAAGAUCGUCAGUUCCUUGAUGUAAUGAAUGAAGAGUGCCAUAAAGAUACAGAAGGAUUUUGGACAGCACCUUUACCUUUUCGAUACCCAAAGUCUAGAAUGCCCAACAACAGACCUGUUGCAUGGAAGAGAGCUAUGAUCCUGGAUGCGUCUCUCAAGAAGAACCCUACAAAGCGAGAGCAUUUUGUAUCCUUCAUGCAAAAGGUCCUUGACUCUAAAGCAGCAGAGGUAGCCCCACCUACAACUGACGAGGUAUGGUACUUGCCCAUAUUCGGGGUGUAUCAUCCGAAGAAGCCCGAUAAGAUCAGGGGAGUAUUCGAUUCGUCUGCGACUUACGAAGGCAUUUCUCUUAAUGGAACUCUCCUGUCUGGACCUAACCUUACCAAUAGUUUACUGUCAAUUCUCCUUCGCUUUAGAAACGAUUUGUAUGCAGUGACUGCCGAUGUGGAACAAAUGUUUUACAGGUUUCUCGUGAAGAAAGAACACAGAGAUUUCCUGCGUUUCCUAUGGUACAGGAACAAUGAUCCUACUGAGGAACUAAUAGAAUAUCGAAUGCGAGCGCAUGUAUUCGGUAAUAGCCCGUCACCAGCUGUUGCCACCUACGCCCUACGAUUUUUAUGUCGACGACUGUCUGCUAUCUCGUCCUACCGCACUGAUGUCGUGAAACGUACCCAGUUGGUGUUGAAGACUAACGGAAACAUUCGUUUGCAUAAAAUAACCUCAAACAACCCUGAGGUGAUGAACGCCUUUCAUGAAGAAGAUCAGUGUCAAACAUUGAAAUCUUUGAACUUUGACAAGGAUGCACUGCCGGUACAGCACAGUUUGGGCAUGUCCUGGGACCUAAACACAGACUCUUUCAAGUUCGAUAUCCAGGUCAAUACUAAACCGGAAACCCGUCGGGGCAUGCUCUCCACUUUAAACAGCAUAUUUGACCCGAUCGGUUUCCUAUCACCAAUCACAAUCCAUGGUCGUAUUCUCUUCAGGGAGAUUGCUACUGGUACCGGAUGGGAUGAACCUAUACCUACAGAGCAACUGGAAAAGUGGAAUGUUUGGACAAGGUCUCUGGAACAACUGAAGGACAUCUCCAUUCAACGAAUGUUCGUUCCUCUUUCCCUCAGCACAUCGGACGGGGUAGAACUACAUAUCUACUCCGACGCCUCGGAGAAGGCGAUUGCGACGGUGGCAUAUGUGGUUACUUUACACGAUGGAAUAUACCAUACUGGUUUUGCGGCAGGAAAGUCAAAGAUAGCCCCAGUUAGAGGACACACUAUACCUAGACUUGAGCUGUGCGCAGCCGUCAUGGCAGUUGAACUUGCUGAAUUUCUUUGCGAAUCUCUCCAUAUAUCUCUACAAUCCGUGAGGUACUACAGUGACAGUAAGGUCGUUUUAGGGUAUGUUAAUAACAAGACACGCAGGUUCUACACAUAUGUUGCUAAUCGCGUGGAAAGGAUUUUGCGCAGCUGUCGAGCAGAUCAGUGGUCAUACGUCAAUACUAGAGAAAAUCCAGCUGAUCUUGCUACUCGUUCUUCCACCAAGCCAGAGGAUUUUGCAAACAGCAACUGGCUGCGAGGUCCUGAACAACUCUAUAAAAACUUUGCUAUAACACCAAGGGAGUUUCCAUUAGUAGAGCCAGAUGAUGACAAGGAGCUGCGACCGGAAGUCACAGUAGCUUCCCGUAAAACUGUUUUAGAAGAAAGCUUCAUUGACCGCUUACAAGAUUUGUCUAACUGGCGCAAACUAGUGAAUGUCAUAGUCCUGAUUAAGAGAGCUGCUCGUCGCUUCAAGGGAAAACUUACCCCGGACUCUCCGACUGAGAGCACAACACAUCUAAUCAAGGAAUCUACUGCUGUUAUCAUUAGACUUAUUCAAGAGCAUGCUUACCAUGAAGAAGUUUUGUGUCUAAGGGAAGGAAAACAUGUGCCCAUGUCAAGUCACAUCAGGAAUUUGGACCCUUAUCUGGAUGGUUCUGGUGUCUUGCGUGUAGGGGGACGUCUAGGAAAGAGCGAUCUUCCUAUCGAGGAAACUAAUCCCAUAGUUUUACCUAGUAAACAUUGUCUGACAAAGCUUUUAGUCCAGCAUCAUCAUAAAGCAGUAUAUCAUCAAGGACGGCUUAUCACGGAAGGUUCAUUAAGAAACAAUGGUUACUGGAUAGUAGGUGCUAAAAGGUUGAUCACCAGUAUCAUUAGUAGCUGUGUUACGUGCCGGAAACUUCGAAGGCCCCUGGAACAUCAAAAGAUGUCUGAUCUCCCUAAGGAUCGACUUGUUCCAGGGCCUCCGUUCACCUCCGUAGGUGUUGAUGCCUUCGGACCUUGGUCCGUAGUCACUAGGAAGACGCGAGGUGGAUCAGCAAACUCGAAGCGGUGGGGAAUGCUGUUCACGUGUCUGACGACACGUGCCAUACACGUGGAGGUAACAGAAGAAAUGUCUAGCUCAUCAUUCAUCAACGCUCUGCGACGGUUUGUUGCUAUCAGAGGCAACGUGAAAGAAAUACGUUCAGACUGUGGGACAAACUUUGUUGGAGCUGUGAACGAGUUACACAUUGACAGCGUUAAUGUUGGAGAUGGACCUACUGCCUCUUAUCUCAAUGAUUCUGGCAUCGUGUGGAAAUUCAACGCUCCACAUUCCUCCCACAUGGGUGGAGUGUGGGAGCGAAUGAUUGGGGUAGUUAGGAGAAUACUUGAUUCUAUGUUAAUGGGUGCUGCAGGCAAAAGUCUAACGCAUGAGAUUUUGGUGACAUUCAUGGCUGAGGUGUGCGCCAUUGUCAACUCUCGACCAGUUGCCUCCAUUUCGCAUGAUCCAAAAUCCCCGGAAAUCUUAAGCCCAGCUGUUCUUCUGAAUCAGAAAGUGAAUUACUAUGACCCAGUUACAGCAUUGAAUUUCUCCGAAAGAGACAUCUAUAAGGGUCAUUGGCGCAGAGUCCAGGCCCUCUCUGAAAUGUUCUGGAAGAAAUGGCGCGAAGGUUACCUUCAAACCCUACAGCCACGUAGGAAGUGGCAGGAUGAUCAACGAGACCUCAAGGAAGGAGAUAUUGUGCUUCUCCGAGAUAAAUCACUACCGCGCAACGAUUGGGCGUUAGGAAUCAUUCAAACUGUGUUUAAAAGUGAAUGUGACAAUAGGGUUCGCAAAGCUGAAGUUCGCGUCGCAAAGGACAACAGAGUGACUGUGUUAACGCGUCCGAUAACAGAAAUGGUUCUUCUUCUUGAAAAGUAGACUAUGGACUCUGUAAAUGAAGAACUGUGUAUUCUGGUUGUUUAACAUUUAUAAUUUGUAGUAGAAAAUAGUGAUAUUACUAAUAUCAGACGGGGAGUGUGCUGGACCAGCAGUAGGAAUUACCUCCCUUGGUAUAGCCUACGUCAGUACGUGAUAUUUAGUAGUUGUUUGUCAUGAGUUAUCCCCCGUAGUGUCGCUCUUCGUAUUGCAGAAGAACGCCAGAAAUUAUAAACACGUUUUACAGCGUUACAAGACCGCAGUGCAUUUAGCACAUGUGCAAGCCUAUUUUUUGAAAUGCCUUAAAUCAGAAGUCAGGCUAGGUGUCACCACAGCGUAAGUUUAUAUAUGCAUGUACAAGUAUAGAUCUAUUAUAGUGUGCAGUACAGUACCUAUAUAUUGUAAUGAUUCAAUCUAUAAUUGUUAAUCACAUGUGUGAAUAGUUAAAUACUAAAUUGUUAUAGUGUUUAUAAUACUAUCUAUUAGAAUGUUGUCUAUGAGUUCGGUUCUCAGACAUGAUAAUAUGACCAUUAACGAUGAGGCUAAUUGAUAUCAGAGUUAAUAUGUCAAUAGUUAUAGUAACAACAAAGUCUUUGAUUGUACAAUGUACCUUUAAUUUUCAAGUAAUUAUAUUGUUGAUUUGUCAAUAUUAUGAUACUAGUAUUCAGUAUUCUAGUCAACAAUGUUAGCUAUAUAGGAAAAACAGUAUGUUUAGUAUGAAAUAGAAUAUUUGUCACUAUGUUAGGACUCAUAAGAGUAUUUUGUUUCACAUUUCAGUUCUUACGGUGUUAACUAUGGUUUUAACUAUAGUGUUAUGUUGAAUAAACAAGUUUGACGUC